Alternaria arborescens is the source of this 468-nucleotide messenger RNA. RefSeq lists its product as hypothetical. Lineage: Eukaryota; Fungi; Ascomycota; Dothideomycetes; Pleosporales; Pleosporaceae. The record is from RefSeq and is a predicted model, not a curated record. The transcript is spliced from 2 exons. The coding region runs from base 1 to 468 and encodes 155 amino acids.
AUGGCCGGCUUUACCCAUUUCCUCAAGACCAUCCUCGUACCGCUGUUCCUCGCUGCCAUUCUCUAUGUCCUCCUAGCCUUCAUCAUCCUGCCCUUUGUACGCCGCCAUCGAAGCCGUUAUAGCCAGUACCUGCCCAUGCCCGCCAGUGUGACCGACUUCCCUACAUCUUGGCGGACCAACCUCUCCGAUGCUCUCUACAACCUCUUCGCGCCCUCCACCUGGAUCAGACAGAGAGGUCUUGUAGAUGGGAGCGGGCAGCAUGACGACGAUUUGUUCGACGACGAGGAGGGAGAGGGCAUGGUUGGCUUUGACCCCAUCGACGAGCGGAGAAGGGAAGCACUAGAGCAACGCAGGAGCAUAAUGGAGGAAGAGAGGCGCUUGGGCCGUGAACUAGAGGAAGGCUUCAAGGAUGACAGCGAGGAUGAGCACGAGGACGAGAGGCGGCGGUCCCUAUCGCGACAUCGAUGA